Molecule: messenger RNA, 1020 nt
Organism: Sceloporus undulatus (fence lizard)
Lineage: Eukaryota; Metazoa; Chordata; Lepidosauria; Squamata; Phrynosomatidae
Gene: TSPAN8
Product: tetraspanin 8
Exons: 8
Coding region: 151-840 (229 amino acids)
Cellular component (GO): membrane
Source: RefSeq, a predicted model, not a curated record
UCAGAACUUCCGCUUCUGUUAUCAGGGGAAAGGAAGUGGCCCUAAGCUUCCUUAAAGAGUCUGGGACAGAAAUAGUUGGAAGGAAACCCUUCUGAGAGGUUUUGCUUCUAUUCGGCUGUUUGGGGGCUUGGUUGGAUCAAAUCAGGAAAAAUGGCAGGCGUGAGCAGCUGCAUGAAGUACUCGAUGUUCAUUUUCAACUUCUUGUUCUGGGUGUGUGGAUGCAUUAUUCUGGGAGUCUCUAUAUGGCUGCGUGUAAGCAAAUCAGCUCAAGCAGAUUUCCAAAUAGACAGCACCCUGUUUUCUGGUAUUGACCUUCUCAUCGCUGUGGGUGCUAUCAUAAUGGUGCUUGGUUUCCUGGGUUGUUGCGGUGCCAUGAAGGAAAGCCAGUGCAUGCUUCUCCUGUUCUUCAUCGGACUACUAGCAAUCCUGCUUCUUCAAAUUGUAGCAGGGAUUUUGGGAGCAGUCUAUAAAUCUCAGAUUGAACAAGCACUGGACUCCACAAUGAAAGUAAACCUUGAUGCUCUGAAAGGUUCCUCACAAAGUGAUAAAGACUUCCAGACUGCUUUUCACAAUUUUGAGAUACAGUACAAAUGUUGUGGUUUGGAAAAUGGGAAGUCAGACUGGGGAGGAAACUCAAUUGGCUGUGCAUGUGACAAGGCAGAUGAAGCAACAGAUGUCUGCAAAAAUAAUCUGUAUACCAAGUCUUGCAAAGAUGUCAUGAUUGAUUUCCUCAAGAACAAUAUGAUCAUAGUUAUGGGAGUAGCAUUUGGACUGGCAUUUGUUGAGGUUCUUGGUCUGGUGUUUUCAAUGAGCCUUUACUGCCAAAUCCAGAGAAAAUGAAACCAUGGAAGUGUCAGAAAUAUGUGACCAGCCAAAGGAGAAACCUUUGUAGAUUGAGAGAUUGGUGUUUGGUUUGGCACCCUAAAACAAAUCCCAGAAGCAGCUGUGAUGAUAACAGCCGAAGCACCGAUGGAUAAAGAUUUAUUCGUGCAUUAUGAAAUAAAAAUCUGUUUAAAAUUA